Messenger RNA from Phalaenopsis equestris, 607 nucleotides. RefSeq lists its product as uncharacterized. The record is from RefSeq and is a predicted model, not a curated record. The annotation marks the transcript as partial. The transcript has a single exon. Lineage: Eukaryota; Viridiplantae; Streptophyta; Magnoliopsida; Asparagales; Orchidaceae.
AUGGCUGGAUCUGAUCACAGACCUAUCCUUUGCUCCAUACAGAACACUACUAGACCAACUCAUACACCUUUCAGAUUUCAGAAUAUAUGGACUCUACAUCCAGAUUUCAUUAAGGAAGUGGAAAACAAUUGGAAUUCCAACCUGAAUGUAGACCCCUGUAUCAGAUUAUGGUUAAAACAAAAGAACUUAGCCUCUCAUCUGAAAAUAUGGAAUUGGGAAAGAUUUGGUAAUGUCAAUGAACAACUGGAGGCCAUCCAAAAAGAAGUUCAUAGUUUGGAGGAAGGCUUACAAAUGGGGAUGAACUCUGAAUAUGAGGUUCACCAUGCCAAUGAGAGACUCCUUGCACAAAUCAGCUACCAUGAAUGUUUCUUAAAACAAAAAGCUGUUGUCACUAAAUUCACUGGUGGUGAUAGAAAUACUAGAUACUAUCAUGCUUGUAUCAAUCAUAGAAGGAAGUGUAACAUGAUCUUAAACAUAAUCAAUAUCAAUGGGAGGAAGUUAACCAAUGCAGAAGAUAUAGCUUAUGAUGCAAUCCAACAUUUUCAAAAGGUGUUCACCAAUGAGCUGGAUUUUAGAAGCCCAAUUGAAACGGAGAUGUUCACUAACU